Molecule: messenger RNA, 384 nt
Organism: Vicia faba (fava bean)
Lineage: Eukaryota; Viridiplantae; Streptophyta; Magnoliopsida; Fabales; Fabaceae
Source: the annotation of a GenBank genome assembly
AUGUCUGCAAUGAAUAUUUUCAUCCUCUUGUUUGUAAGCCUCGUUUCUUAUCCUGCCCUACCAGUUACUGAUAAGGUAACUAGCUUACCCGAGCAACCACCGGUGCAGUUCAAGCAACACUCGGGAUACAUAACCGUUAAUGUUUCCCACCACCGGAACCUCUUCUACUAUUUCGUAGAAGCUGAAGUUGAUCCACCGUCAAAACCAGUUGUACUAUGGUUACAUGGUGUGAAUGGCCAAUACAAUAUAGUAAAACAAAUCAAACCCAAAUUCUUUCUCAAUAUAUCCACUGCUGAGAUAUCAUAUACUUCGCAUAAGGACGGUGCAUUGAUAUCAUAUACUUCGCUUAAGUACGGUGUCAUUGUGAAAGAACCAGCUCCAUGA